GGAUAAAAAGCUGAUACUGCAAGCCUCCUGCGCGCUAAUUUGGGUUCUGCAUUCGAUUCUACACAGAGCAUUCAUGGAGAAUAUCGGCGUCAAGAUCAUUUCAAGGGACAUAAUCAAGCCCGCAUCUCCAACGCCACCGUCCCUAAUUUACCGCGAACUUUCAUUGAUCGAUCAGAUGGCGCCUCCCUCUUACACGCCUGCAAUUUUCUUCUAUCGCGCUCAGAAAUCGGAAAAUGUUGCUCAUCAAUCUGUCAAAGUUGCCCAAGUUAGGGCUUCUCUUGCUCGAACCCUAACUCGCUUCAAUCACUUGGCCGGAACAAUGACUGAGAGAUUCUAUGUCGAUUGCAACGACGUUGGAGUCGAAUUUUCUGAAGCCAGAGUCGAUUGCGAGAUUUCGAUUGUUUUGGAGAAACCAGAAAUCGGUGUUUUGCAUCGAUUGCUACCGCUUGUUUUCACCUCUCGAAAUGGCAGCGAGUUUCUGCUUUCCGUUCAGUUCAGUAGCUUCAGCUGCGGCGGUGUAGCCGUUGCCGUUUGUCUUUCUCACAAGCUCGCCGAUGGGGCUUCCGCCGCAGCAUUUGUUAAAGUGUGGGCCGCCGUCGCCAGAGGAGAUAAACAUUCUGUGUUGGAGCCCAAUUUUGAUGCUGUGAAACUCUACCCACCGAGAAAAAUUCCAGGUUUCAAGCGAGGAAUCGAGGCCUCAAAAGAGAAGAUUCUGACCAGGAGACUCGUGUUUGGCAAGUGCCAGAUAGCCGCGUUGAAAGAACUGGCUGCCGGUGCCGGUGGUGGCUCCGUCGUUAAACCUCCGUCGCGCGUGGUGGCUGUUUCAGCCUUCAUUUGGCUUCGUUUAAUGGAACUGGCUCGAAAGAGAGCAGUGAAAGCAAAGGUGUUCGGAGCGCUGUAUCCGGUGGACUUACGGGCGAGGAUGGACCCACCAUUGCCGGAAAAUUCCUUCGGCAACGUGUCCUGGUUCACAAUGGCAACAUCCCCUGUGGAGGCGAAUGAAGAUUUGCCACUUCUGGCGGGUAAAGUGAGAAGCGCCAUUCAAGAAAUCGACUCUGGAUUUGUGAAGAAACUAGAAGAUUCAGAAAACUUGUUAGAUUUGAUUAAGCAAGUGGACAAACAAAUCUCCAGCGGGGAGAUGCAGCUGUGGAGCUUCACGAGUUGGUGUAGAUUUCCGGUGUAUGAAGCUGAUUUUGGAUGGGGAAAGCCGAGUUGGGUUUGCAGCCCGAGCAGGCCUUUUCGAAACGCAGUCGUUUUAAUGGAUGCUUCUGAUGGUUAUGGAGUUGAGGCUUGGGUGAACUUGAAGGAAGAAGACAUGGCCAUCUUCCACCAUGACCAACAGCUUCUCUCCUUCUGCUCAGGUUAGCCUCUAAAACAAGCAUUCCUUAAUGUUAACGUUAUGUGUGAUGUGAGUGUAUUUUCUUUCUUCUUCUGUCAUUUGAAAAUUUGAAGGGUAAUCAAAUAGCCAUUUUGGAAACCAAAUAUUAAAAUCUUUUAGCAAUCAAAUCUUUUUUCAGUUCGACAUUCAAAUCGAAUUAUCCACCUUUAAGAUCUAAUAAAUGUCUUCCAACCGAAAUAGAAACAUUUCUUAUCUCAUUUAGGGUGAAUUUCAUCCCACAUAAAAAAGUAACAUCGUAUUAUAUUUUGAUUGGCUCGAGAAAUAAAACAAUUAUUUGUAUCUUAACCCGAGUUGUGCUCUACUUCUAUUUUGUCAUAUCCCAAAGACAUUGUUUUAUUUCUUGAGUACAUAGGAAAAGAAUCUCUCUAGUCUUACGUUAGCAAUUGCGUAACUAAAUAAGGAUAGUUGAAAAAAUAAUAUAUUUUUAUAAUUAAUUAUUUUAAUACAUAUUCUUGUUUGAAAAGUAUAAUUGAAACACGUCGGCAUCAGCACAAAUUAAAUUUGUGAUUGUUUAUUUAUUCUUUUUAUUCAACUAGUUUUAUUUUUUAUGUGGGUGGUUAAACCGUCUAAAAUCAUCAAAUCCCAAAAGUUUAUGAAACAAAACUAGUACAAUAAAAUAUUAUUUUUGGGUAGCUUGAUAAUUGAACUCUUUGUUUGUUUAUAUUCAAAAUAUUUACAAAAAAAAAUUAUCAGGUAGGUAUGGUUGAUUAUUUUUUAUGGGUAAACUUAACUACUUAUCAAAUUGGUAGGAGGUUUCACAAAACUUUACCAAAUAGAAAAAGUACGGUUGUGUUAGUCACAUACCCGAUAUCCGAUUGCUUAAGUUAGAAUCGAGUGUAAGAGAAGCUUAGCAAUAAAUAAACAGGAUUUCGUAGGGUAACUUGAUUACGAUAUCUCUUUCUCUGUUUAUGGAACAGGAAAAUCUUAUGUGUUUGAAUGAAGCAUCC
Momordica charantia (bitter melon) is the source of this 2346-nucleotide messenger RNA. Its product is annotated as stemmadenine O-acetyltransferase-like. NCBI's taxonomy places the organism in Eukaryota, Viridiplantae, Streptophyta, Magnoliopsida, Cucurbitales, Cucurbitaceae. The record is from RefSeq and is a predicted model, not a curated record.